UGCAACAACCCAAUCGUCAAAAUACAUGACUUCAAGAAAAAUAGAUCAGAAAUAAAGAGAGAAACUGAUAUUAUACGUUAACAUCCGAUCAUCACUAUAGAAGAUCCCGUAAGAAAACGGCCGUACUCCGUUCCUGUUAUUUUCUAACGAUAAUAAAAAACUUGUACAGAUACUAUUGUUAGUAGACCUGAGAGAUAAAAGGUUUCUUUUGAUUUCUAUAAACAACUACGCAAAGUGAAACUUAAAUUAAUUAAAAUGGAGCUUAAAAUACUUCAAAUAUAUUUAGAUGUAAUCUAAAUUAUUUUGAGUUUAUUGAAUUUUUUUGAAUUUUAUAUAAAUUCGAUUUAAAUUCAAAAUAAAAUGAAAUCUUUUACAAUUUAUUUCUUCACUUGAUAAAUUUUUGUAAAUGUAAAUUGAUCGUCUACAAUCCCUGAUGUAAAAUGUUCGAUUAAAGAUCGUUUGAUAAUCCCAUAUAGCAUCACAAUCUUACAAAAAAGAUUAUAGCUCAGUUAAUCAUUUUUCUUAUGUACUUGUCCAUAUUUAUUCGCUUUUCAAAAAUUAGUUAAGGUCAGUUCAGUUUAACGUCGUUUUUUAAGAAGUGGUUCGAGUUCGGUUCGUCUUCGGGCUCUGCUUCGGAUGAUUGUUUUGCUCAGAAAUAUCAGUAGUCUAUAGAGCUGAAAAUCAACCCUACAUUUACUUACUCAGUUAUGAUUAGUUACAAUUAAAAAAAGGUAAUUGAAUCUAAAAAAUAGAAAGCUAAAUUAAAACAUUGGUUGAAAAGAUAUUUGUCUUUUUCGUUUAUGACGAGUUGAAAUAAUAUAAACUCUCAAUUUUUAUCAACCGAUAAUGAAAACAAAGACUUCUAAGAGAAAGCUUUGAAAUAAUUGUUUUGCUUUAGUAAAUUCAAGAAAACUUUUUUUUUUUUUCAAAAUUUGAAAACUGUCAAUUGUAUUUCAAGGAAAUGUUUUGAAGAAUUUUUUCUUCAUAAAUUUCGUUCAACAUUAUCAAAAUCUAAUAUAUUCGGACGAGGUGAACAUGUUCUAAUUGCAUAUUCCGGUGGACCAUCAUCAACAGCUUUACUUCAUUUAAUUGCUGAUGGACUUAGUGUAAAUGCUCGACGACGUCUUCAAUUUCAAGCACAUGUUGCUUUCAUUGAUGAAUCUUCAUUGUAUCCGGCGGAUUCAAUAAAUAUACGUGAAAAAGUAAUUGAUCUUAUUACGAAUCAAUUACAUUAUCCAUUACAUAUUGUCUCUAUUGAUGAAAAUCUUGAUAAUGAUAAUAGUUUAAAAGAUUUAUUAUUUCAACAUACAAAAUCAUUAACAGCUCGUGAAGAAUUUAUUCGAAGACGAAAAUUAAAAUUAUUAUUUGAUAUUGCUAUUCGUGAAAAAUGUACAAAAUUAAUUACAGGUGAUAAUUGUACAAAACUUGCCGCUCAAAUUCUUUCCGAUAUGGCACAAGGCAAAGGUGCACAUGUUGCAUUGGAAUGUAAUUUAAUUGAUACUAGAAAUGAUUUAGUUACUAUAGUGAGACCAUUUCGUGAAAUAAUGUCAAAAGAAAUUGCUAUGUACAAUCGAUUUAAUUCUAUUGAAUCUCUUCAAAAUGUUGAUAUAUCAACAAUGGUAUUUAUGAUUUUUGUAGAUUUUUUUUUUUUUUUUUGUGUACUCAAAAAGUGAGUACACUACUAAAAUCGAUCUGUGUGUCCGGCCGUCCGUAUACACGAUAACUUUCGAAAGGAGAGUCAGAUCGCGAUGAAAUUUUUUGCACAGUUCAGUCUUUACAAUAUCUCGGUCGAGUUCGAAGAUGAGAAGGAUCCGUCGAGAAAUGA
Rotaria sp. Silwood2 is the source of this 1825-nucleotide messenger RNA. The record is from the annotation of a GenBank genome assembly. NCBI's taxonomy places the organism in Eukaryota, Metazoa, Rotifera, Eurotatoria, Philodinida, Philodinidae.